Messenger RNA from Myotis davidii, 490 nucleotides. Its product is annotated as histone H2B type 1. Gene Ontology annotation, molecular function: protein heterodimerization activity; structural constituent of chromatin; DNA binding. Lineage: Eukaryota; Metazoa; Chordata; Mammalia; Chiroptera; Vespertilionidae. The record is from RefSeq and is a predicted model, not a curated record. The transcript has a single exon. Bases 35 to 415 code for a protein of 126 amino acids. Gene Ontology annotation, cellular component: nucleosome.
UCUCUUGCCCACCACCCCCGCUGAACUCCCGACCAUGCCCGAGCCCGCCAAGUCGGCGCCCGCCCCGAAGAAGGGCUCCAAGAAGGCCGUGACCAAGGCGCAGAAGAAGGACGGCAAGAAGCGCAAGCGCAGCCGCAAGGAGAGCUACUCGGUGUACGUGUACAAGGUGCUCAAGCAGGUGCACCCCGACACCGGCAUCUCGUCCAAGGCCAUGGGCAUCAUGAACUCGUUCGUCAACGACAUCUUCGAGCGCAUCGCGGGCGAGGCGUCGCGCCUGGCGCAUUACAACAAGCGCUCGACCAUCACGUCCCGCGAGAUCCAGACGGCCGUGCGCCUGCUGCUGCCCGGCGAGCUGGCCAAGCACGCCGUGUCCGAGGGCACCAAGGCCGUCACCAAGUACACCAGCUCCAAGUGAGGCGCGAGCACGCGGCCUCACUCCUGACCCAAAGGCUCUUUUCAGAGCCACUCAGUUGUCAGUGUUAGAGCUGUA